AUGAUGGCUGGCGCCCAGGCGGGGUUGCCCAGUCCAUUCCUGGAGCCACAGGUUGUGCCAGGCCCAGACUCAGACUCUGACUCAGACUCGGAGGAUCCAGGCUCUGGCAGCGGCAGGUCAGGCUCUGGCUUUCUGAAUCCAUCUCAGGUCAUCCACAGCGGCCACUUCAUGGUGUCCUCUCCGCACAGUGACUCAAUGCCCCGACGGCGCCACCACCGGGCCGAGUCAGAGGCUGCUGAUCCCCGGAGCAUCGACCCCACCCUUACCCGGCUCUUUGAGUGCAUGAGCCUGGCAUACAGUGGCAAGCUGGUAUCUCCAAAGUGGAAGAAUUUCAAGGGUCUGAGGUUGCUUUGCCGAGAUAAAAUCCGCCUCAAUAAUGCCAUCUGGAGAGCCUGGUAUAUUCAGUAUGUGGAGCGGAGGAAGAACCCUGUGUGCGGGUUUGUGACUCCCCUGGAGGGCUCUGAGGCUGAUGAGCACCGAAAACCAGAGGCUGUUGUGCUGGAAGGGAAUUACUGGAAGCGCCGGAUUGAGGUGGUGAUGAAGGAGUAUCACAAGUGGAGGAUUUACUACAAGAAACGGCUCCGAAAGUCCAGCCGGGAGGGGGAGCUCUUCAGUCCUAAGCAGGAUGAGGGUGCCUGGAAGCCAACAGAGAAAUGGUGCAACCAGCUAUUCUCCAAUGUGGUACCCAUGCUGCUGGGGGAUGAAGAGGAGGAGGCUGAAGGGCGGCAGCACUUUGACCUGGACAGCUUUCUCUCGGACAUCUCGGACACACUCUUCACCAUGACACAGACCCCCAGCUCCCACCAGAUGCUCCCAGAGGACGCCUACACUGGCAAUGCUGACAUGAUCCAGCCUGGCUUGACCCCACUGCAGCCCAAUCUGGAUGAUUUCAUGGAAAUCUCAGAUCUCUUCUCUAGCCACCGCCCACUGCUUUCGCAGAUGCAGCUGGGCUACCAGGAACAGCCUUGCUUUACAACAAUUGGUGAAACUCUGUACAGCAGCAGCAGUGCUCUGGCUACCACCAAUGCCAACAUGAUGAUGCCCCCCAGGGUCCUGCCUGCCAGCCAUGUGGAUGCCCCCAUCUCACCCAAUGGCCUUCUCCAGUCCAGCAGCAACUGCACCUCCCAGCUCGGCCUGCACAGCUCCUUCCUCAGCUCCAACUUCCAUCCAGCACCUCUGCCCCUGGAUUCCUCCAGCGGGAGUCACAGCAGCCUGGGCACUGACCUCAAGCCUAAACCCCUGUUCCAGUACGGGUUCCCCAGCAAGUGCCUCAGCAUGGAGCCCUUCAGCCCUCCCUACUCCACCCCAGCAUCCCCACUCCAUGCACCUCUGCUGGGCCACGACCCCCUGUACCCGCCUGCGUCAACACCAAGGUCCAAGUUCCAUUACUCUGGCUCCACUGGUGGCUCCUCGCUCAUCCCCCACCCAUCCUCAUCUCUCUCCGUGCCAUGCUUCACUCAGCAUGGACCAGGCCUAGGCUACACCAUGGAUCUCCUGCCCACAGGAUACUCCACUCUGUCCAGUGCCCCGCAUCUUCCCCCUGUGAUGCUGAGUGGCCCCAGGUUUGCCCCCCACAAGGGGCAGGCCCAGAGUGGGGGCAACCAGCUAAAGGGGAAGCCAGAGAACACCAAGACAAAGAAAGCCACAGCGCUCCCAGUGCCUCCGCUCCUGACAGCACCCAACCCCUGCCUGACCCAGCUCCUCACUGCAGCUAAACAAGAGCCAGCUCUGGACCCGUCAUGCACUUCCAGCUCUGGGCUCAUCCCCACGUCACCGCAAGCUGCCAUUUCUGAAGGCCCCACUAGCUUCCUGUCCAGAAUGGUCCAGCUGAGUCCAGGUCUUUCUCCAGGCUCCAGUCCCUCCCAAUCUGUCCCUGUCACACUGGCUGGUGCCCAGGCAGGCUCCCUGCUCAUCCCCAAGGCAGAGCGACUGUCCCCCACAAUGGCAUGUGGCAGUGACUGGCCAAAGCCUGGGCGAGCCUCCCCAGUGCUGACUGCAGGACUGAGCCCUGGGAUCUUACCACAUCACAGUAUGCCCAGCCGGAGUAGGCCAGAGUCUAGCAAGACUGAGAGCCGCCGUAUCACACACAUCUCUGCUGAGCAGAAGAGACGCUUCAACAUCAAGCUGGGCUUUGACACACUGCACAGCCUGGUGAGCACCCUAAGUGCCCAGCCCAGCAUCAAGGUCAGCAAGGCCACUACACUGCAGAAGACGGCGGAGUAUAUCUGCAAACUGCAACAAGAGAGGGCUGCCCUGCAGGACGAGGCACAGCGGCUACGAGAGCAGAUCGAGGAGCUCAAUGCUGCAAUCAACCUGUGCCAGCAGCAGCUGCCUGCCACAGGGGUGCCCAUCACCCGCCAGCGCUUUGACCAGAUGCGCAGCAUGUUUGAUGAGUAUGUCCGCUCCUCCACCCUGCAGAACUGGAAGUUCUGGAUUUUCAGCAUCAUCAUUCGGCCUCUCUUUGAGUCCUUCAAUGGCAUGGUCUCCACAGCUAGUAUGGACAGCCUUACCCAUACAUCUCUCGCUUGGUUGGACCAGUACUGUUCCCUCCCCACGCUUCGACCUACUGUCCUGAGCUCUCUACGUGAGCUAAGCAUUUCCACCUCCAUCCUGACAGACCCUGCAUGUAUACCAGAGCAGGCUACCCAGGCAGUGACCGGGGCCAACCCCAGCAACAGCUCAUCCUAGUUACACAGCAGGGGACUUCACAGCCUAGAACAGCGUUGGCAAGAUGAUUCACUCUUGCAGAACAACCCCUGGCCUUCAGCAGGGAGGGUGGAAGUCCUGCCAACUAAGAGGAGCAUGGAAACCCCUCAAGGGGAGAGCACCUUCUACAGCUUCCCACUUGGCUAUGAGUCAGCAGCUGAUGACUAUGGUAGGAAGCCAUUUGGGCAGCCCUGGAUCUCUCUAGGAAGGAUUUGAGCCUUCACUCUCCUUGCAGCCUCAUCUUCUGAAGCAAUACAUGAAAUCUGGCACCACGGGCACUGCGAAAUGGAGACUAGGAGAGCUGCAGGAGAACCAGCACAAGUCAGUGAAACUUCAACCCCUAUCUGCCAAGAAACAGGAGUCACCAAUGACAAGUCUGGUAUUGGAAACUCUGUGUUCCUAUGGAAAGAAUUGUACCUCAAAAGAUGGUCAGUUCUCAGCAUCCAAGCCUUCUACAGCAGAUGCAGCUAUCUUCAGUUUGUGUUCAGCCCUAGGCUCUGCAUAACCAGCUCUCUCCAGACUCUGAGUAUUUUUGAUUGUCAUCUGUGGCCAUGGAGAAAGGGCUCCUACAGCAAAAAUGUUAAUGUCCGCAAUAGUCUGGAAUACUUACUUAGGCUACUGCAUAUCAAAUCCUAAGCAGUAGUUGUUCUGUUCACAUCUCAGGUGCAAUCCCCAUGCUCUUUGAGUCUCAUUCAAACUCAGAAGCUGGCUUCUGGAGUGAAGAAUACUGUACAGACUCAAAACAGUCUCCCUUUCAUAUUGUUUCUGUGUUCAGUUGAAUGAUCAGGCUGCUCAGUAAUGUCUCCUGUUGUAUUUUGUUGCUCUAUUCCCUACAUUAUGUGAAAUAUGUUUUCUUGCCCCUCAUCUUUGGACCAGCUGCUGGACUUCCCCUUCAUGACAGUAUCCCAAACAAACAUUCUCUGUUAGUUUGGGAAGUUCUUGAAUGCAGAAGUUUUCCUAUGAGCCAAUAUAGGAUGCCACAUGCUAAGCCUGUUUCUGUAUGCAAGGACAGUUUCUGUGUGAUAAACAGACUGUUUUUUUUCACCUUAUACAAUGUGGUUUUUAAUAUCUCUCACCUGAAGAACAAAUCAUUCCCCUCAGAUCAGUAUGUGAAAUGGUCUCCUUUUACCUAAAACAUGUGCUGAAGGACUCAUUCCUCUCCUGCAGGGGUAGGCAACCUUUUCUGACUGUGGGCCAGAAUGACAUGCCCUAGGUCUGAGUUAAUAAGGUGGGUGCUACCUGCCACUGUUGCUUGUCUUACGUCGGGGGUGGGGGGAGGCAGAAGGGAAGGGAGAGUGCCUGCAGGCAGCACUUCUUCCUUUGGUGGUAUGGGGAAAACAGCCAGGGCCUGUGUUCGUCCUCACUGUGGCAUGAGAAGCACACCAGCAAAGACACACCUGCCACCAAGUGCCACCAAAGCCCUGAAUCUGCAGGCUAGAUCCAAAGGUUCUGGGGGCCAGAUCUGGCCUGUGGGCCAUAGGUUGCCAACCCCUGCCCUACUGGGUUCUGUAUUAAUCAUGUCAUAAGCAGAACACAUUAUGUAAAUGGAUGGUUUGAAAAGACAAACUCCACACCAGAGGUGCAGGAACUGUAAGGGGCAUUGCUCACUGGGGGAAAAAAACCUCUCGUGUUAUACAGUUGCAGAGAAAGUGCCAUAAAGAACUAUGGAGAACUAUCACCACCUUGGGAGGGGAGGAGAUAGGAGCCCUAUGCACAUGGGUACAACAAGGGCAAUCCCUGACCACAGGGGUGACACCUCCCCAUAGUGCCACCCCUGUACCUGCCUCUAUGCCUUUCCCUUCACUUGUCUCCAGCCUCCUCUCCACAACUUCUGUGCUCUCCCAGUCCAUGCUGGAGCCCUAAGGGCUCCUUGUUCUUCCCAGUCCUGGAACCUAGGAUUGAUAGACAGUGUUAAAUCCUCCUCCCAGGGACUAGGGCCCAGUCUGCAUGGGGCUUCUGCAACAACCACUGAGAGCUGGCCAGAGCUGGUGGAGCCAGAAGACAGGAUGUGACAGGCUGAGCUGUGGUCAACACAGAGGCCUUGUAGAAAGAGCCCUGCCCUGGGCAUGGAGGCUGUGGGCUCUGUGCCUGACUCCAUGGCCAGUCACAUCAUUGCAUGCCUUGGUUUCCCUGUCUCUAUAUGGGGAAUAAAGACACUAACCUCCUGAGCUUUUUAUGCUGGAUGGAGAGAGGCCACCUUGCCAGGGGUGGCACUCCCUCAGUUCAAGAAUUAUCUCUACCAUGGCUGAUUGAUGGGUUUUGAGGUGACUUAAGAGCCAAUCCCUGAACCGCAGAUCCAUCCACAGAAGUUGCAGGUCAUUCCACAGGGGAGAAAAGCCAUAGGCUGGGAAUUCUCUCCUCUUCCUUCCUCCCCUUUCUCUUCUCUGCUUCAAGGGCAAGACACUUUACCUCAAAGUGGGCUGCCACUUGGUUGAGGUUGAAGUGCUAUUGAAGUCAGUUAGCAGUCAGCUCCUCCGAGCUCUUGAUGUCAGCAUCCAUUUUCUUGAGAUAUGCCUUCAAUGUGUACUUGUAGCAUUUCCUGUAGCUGCCAUGAGAUUUCAGGCUGCAGGUAAGCUGGCAGUAGAGCGCUUGUUUGGGGAGCCAAGAGUUGGUCAUCCGAACACAAUGUCCAGUCCAGUGAAGUUGGUGCUGGAGGAUCCUCAAUGCAAUGCUGGUAACAUUGGCAUCCUGAAGGAUGAUGGCAUUUGUGUGGCGAUCUUCCCAUCUGAUGUGAAAGAUUUUCUGGAGGCAUUGUUAGUGAUACCUCCCCAGGCUCUUAAGAUGACAAUGUUAGGUCACCCAUGAUUCAAAUCUGUAGAGAGUGGAGAUGAUGACUGCAUUGUAGACCUGAAUCUUGGUGUCUUUCUGGAGCUUAUGAUCAGUAAAAGCAUGCUGAAACAAUUUCCUGAAGGAAGCACUUAGGCACUGGGCCCUAUGCUAGUUUUCCUCAUCAAUGUUCUCUCUCUGAAAAAGAUGUCUAUCAAAGUAAGGGCAGGGCUUGAUUACCUCCGGGUUCUUCCCCUCACUGGUAAUUUGUGGAGGCAGGGGUCACAUUUAUGGCUGGGAGCAGGUUGACAGAGCACUUCAGUCUUCUUGAUGGUGAAAGAGGCCCAAAGUUCAGAAGGCUUCUGCAAAGAGAUCCAGCAUGGUUUGGAGGUUUUCCUCAGUGUGCGCAAGGAUGGUGUAGUCAGCAUAUUGAAGGUCAAGGAUAGUUGUUUUGAAUACUUUGUUCUUCAAGCAAAAACAUCCCAGAUUGAAAAGUCCUCCAUCGACUGGGUAUUCGUUGUUGAUUGGGGAAGACAGGUGGUCCUUAGCAAGAACCAGGAUGAUAGUAAAAAAAAAGAACAGAAUUGGGGCGGUGAUACAUCCUCGCUUGACCCAUUUGUAUGACAAAUGGAUCUGUCUCUGAUCCUCUACAAAGAACAGUUGCAGUCAUCUGGUUAUGGAAAAGCCUCAGAACCUUGAUGUAUUUUACAGGGCAUCCAAAACCCGCCAGUACUUUUCACAAGGCUCAGUGAUCAAUGGAGUCUAAGGUCUUAGUCAGAUCAAUGAAGGCCACAUACAGGUCCUGGUGGUGUUCCCAACAUGUUUUUUAGACCUGACAGGCAACAAAGAUUAAGUCAAUUGCUCUGCAAUCACACGAAAGUGGGACUAUAGAAGAUUGGACCAUAGAUGGUUUUUGUUGUCUGGAAGAAAACAUGUAUGUCAUGUUUCUCAGCAUAGAGCUGAAUCUCCGUGGCUUUAUCUUGCCACUACUGGUUUUUGAUUUCCCAGAUCCUCUUUGAACUUGGGCUUUGAAGUGGUGAUGUCUCCUUCUACUGGGAUGAGGUGUUAUCUUGCCAGUUAGAAUGAGCCCUUCUCUUCUGGUUGAGGAGGGCUUGGAUCUCAGUCACUCUCCUCAAACCAGUCUUGGUGGCAAUCAAUGGUAUAGACAAUACAUUCAGCACAGGCCAUAUGGACGGUGUUUUUAAACCCCUUCCAGGGUUCCUUAAUUUUGCCUUCAGUUAUGGGCAGGGCAGAGCUUUUUGUGAAGACAUUGGAGAUGCUUACAGCCCUUUGGGUCUGGAGUUGUGUGUGCAGUUCUGGGCUCCACAUUUUAAAAAGGACAUGGAGAAGAUGAUAAAGGGCUUGGAAAGCAAGUCAUAUGAGGAGAGGCUGAAAGGUAGGCAUAUUCCACUUCCGUAAAAGGUGCUUAGGAGGGGACAUCAUAGCAAUCUUCAAAUACCUGAAGGGCUGUCAUAAAGAGGGAGAACACUUUUUUUCUCUUGCUGCA
Messenger RNA from Alligator sinensis (Chinese alligator), 6979 nucleotides. RefSeq names its product MLX interacting protein like (gene MLXIPL). Gene Ontology annotation, cellular component: nucleus. Gene Ontology annotation, biological process: regulation of transcription by RNA polymerase II. Lineage: Eukaryota; Metazoa; Chordata; Crocodylia; Alligatoridae. Bases 1 to 2688 code for a protein of 895 amino acids. The transcript has 17 exons. Gene Ontology annotation, molecular function: RNA polymerase II cis-regulatory region sequence-specific DNA binding; DNA-binding transcription factor activity, RNA polymerase II-specific; protein dimerization activity. The record is from RefSeq and is a predicted model, not a curated record.